Molecule: messenger RNA, 570 nt
Organism: Hordeum vulgare subsp. vulgare (domesticated barley)
Lineage: Eukaryota; Viridiplantae; Streptophyta; Magnoliopsida; Poales; Poaceae
Product: late embryogenesis abundant protein 6-like
Exons: 1
Coding region: 59-319 (86 amino acids)
Biological process (GO): embryo development ending in seed dormancy
Source: RefSeq, a predicted model, not a curated record
GCAACGAGAAGAAGCUACUACUAACAACUCUUAACCAAAUCAAUAAUACUACAUCAAGAUGAAUCUCGCCAAGGAGAAGGUGAAGGACGCCGCGAGCGCCGCCAAGGCCAAGGCCAAGAUCACGCACGCCAAGGUGGCCGAGAAAACGGAGGCGGCGACGGCAAGGUCACACGACGAGCGUGAGCUGGCGCACGAGCGGGGCAAGGCCAAGGUCGCCGCCGCCGAGGCGGAGCUGUACCAGGCCAAGGUGACCCACCGCGAGGAAGCCAUGGAGCACCGCCUCCACAAGCGCGGGCAUAAGCACAGCGGCGGUCACUGAUGUGAGCCGAACAGCCGUCCGUAAGGCUAUGAAGAUGUGCGUCGUUCAUGCGAGCAAGCCGGCCUAUCCUGGUUUCGUACUCUUCUUCCAUUUCUUAGUUCCAUUCCAAAUGUGUGUUAUUUGACGUCGGGCUUAAUUUGGAGAGGUGAGAGGUGCCUGCCCCGUGUGCAUAUGUACUUAUAUACGUACUGUAUGUGUGAUGCGUUUUUGCUUCUUGAAUAAUUAAUACUAACGGUAUGUUAUAUCUACAA